CUCUGCUUGUGCCAGUCUCUCUAGCUUCGCAGAAAUCUCUCCGAACUGAAGGCCAAAUUCUGUUGGUUCAAGUCCCUCCAGGCUUGGCACGUAGCCAAGCGCUCAGUUCCUUUACAGAUUUACCUACAGCGCCCCAGAAAUGCAAGGUCCAGCCACUGUGCUAGGAAUUAGGGCGGCGGAAAGCGCGCACCCCAGGUGGUGCUGCAGCUGUAGCCACAAGCCUCCUCUCCCUGAAUUUCCUCCGCUGAGGACUCCGGGGAACGUGUCUUGCGGAAGGGAGGUGAGAGGCGUCCCUGGGUGCAGUGGCCGGAGCUUGGGAGGCUUCAGCGGGGUGGCCGUUUGCUCCCUCUCUGCUUCGCUGGGACGGAGAGACCAGCAGGACUUUGGAACCUUCCCGGAGGUGUUGCAGUAAGAGGGUGCAGGGUCAACGCUUGGCGCCUCCAGGCAUCCAGGCAGCGGGUGCCCGAGCGGCCCCCACAGCCUCGGGGGUGGGCCCUGAAUCGCCGGGUGCCGGGGCGUCACGGGCGCCCGCUCCUGAUUGGCCGCCGCCACGGUCACGGGCCGGGCGCUCGGAGAUUGGCAGAGCCAGAGGCCGGAGCCGGAGUAGCGGGACCCGGGCCGACCGAUCGCAGUCCCCGAACCGAGGGGCUGGCGUGGACACCAAAUCCAAAGCCCACGUUGGGAGUCUGGCCGGGAAGCGCGCACCAUGCCCUACGUGCUCAUCAGCACCCAGAUCCGCAUGGAGGUGGGUCCCACCAUGGUGGGCGACGAGUACUCCGACCCAGAGCUGAUGGAGCAUUUGGGGGCCUCAAAAAGAGGCGUCCUGGGAAACAACUUCUACGAGUACUACGUCAGUGACCCUCCUCGAAUAGUCCUGGACAAGCUGGAACGCAGGGGCUUCCGUGUGCUGAGCAUGACAGGGGUGGGCCAGACGCUGGUGUGGUGCCUGCACAAGGAGUGACCCUCCCUGUGAGGCGCGGACAGGGCACCCCUUCUCUGAGUGGUUGCCUAUGGGUCCCGAUCCCAAGCCCCGCCUCACUCACUCCCCUGCCCCUCUUCCCAAAUUGUCAUUUCCCUUGGACCAGCACCACUGGGCAGUGAAUGGCCUCUGAAACCUGCUUCCAGCUGCCCCUCCACCUUCCAGCUGGUGAGGGUUCCGGAGGAGUCCAUGUUCAUGGGCAGGCUGAGGGGCUGGCAAGAGCCAGGCUGCCUUUGUCAGGAGCACUGGCCCUGGGACUGGGGGGUGGGUCCUGUGCAGCUAGUCUAAGCCAAUAAAGGGCUGUGAUGAUUGGUUGAUUCUAA
Molecule: messenger RNA, 1302 nt
Organism: Myotis lucifugus (little brown bat)
Lineage: Eukaryota; Metazoa; Chordata; Mammalia; Chiroptera; Vespertilionidae
Gene: GCHFR
Product: GTP cyclohydrolase I feedback regulator
Exons: 3
Coding region: 707-961 (84 amino acids)
Biological process (GO): negative regulation of biosynthetic process
Cellular component (GO): cytoplasm; nucleus
Molecular function (GO): GTP cyclohydrolase binding
Source: RefSeq, a predicted model, not a curated record